AUGAAGGGUGGAUCGGGUUCAGAAGGUUCAGGUUCGGAGUCUGUCUCAGUACCAAAGCUGAAUUCAGAGGGUGUUUCCUCCACAUCUGCGAUACCCAACGAGUCUAAGACAGGCUCCGAUCCUGCAUUUGAACCGCUGGACUUCGACUUUGAGGCGUUUUUUUCUAGUGAGCUUGAAUCAUCAUCUACUACUGGUUUCGUGGAAGCUCCAAUAGGGAAAAACAUUAACCUUAAGGCACUCCAACACGAGCUGGCAUGCAAGAAAUUGGAGCUGAAGGAGAAAGCAAAGAAAGUUGGAAACGACGUUGGUGAUGAGGCUGGCCAAUUCUCUCAACCAGACAAGGAGGACAAUAAGCCUUGUAACACAAAAGGAAGCCAAGUCAAAAGUUCAAUGCAACUAGAUUAUUUGGGCUGGCAAAGCUCUCAUGUAUGGAAGCAUUUACUCCCAGACACUUCUGAAAAUGAGAAAGAAUUCCGCAUUGGUAGCAAAGGAUUAUCUGUCCAGCAAGUCAAAUCUUAUUUAAAUUAA
Dovyalis caffra is the source of this 528-nucleotide messenger RNA. The record is from the annotation of a GenBank genome assembly. NCBI's taxonomy places the organism in Eukaryota, Viridiplantae, Streptophyta, Magnoliopsida, Malpighiales, Salicaceae.